ACCGCGCGCUCGCCAGUCUCGGCCCACGAGCGCCUAGCCGCAGCUGGCCGAAGCCCACACGGGCGCAGGCGCGCAGCCUCCUCCCUUCCUUCUCCUGUUCUCCCCGCCGCCUUGCCGCGCAACCGCGGCCCUCCGUUGGCUGGUCCCUCCCGCCGGUCGCUACCGCAACUAGGGGAGACCCACCGGCCGCCGCUGAUCAUCACCCUCACACCCUGUUGGUCUACCGCCGCCCGUCGGCUGGUCCCUCCCGCCGGUCGCUGCCGCAGCCCGCAGCUAGGAGAGACCCACUGGCAGUCGCUAUCAUCACCCUAUCGGGGUCUACGGCCGUUCCUUACGUUGCUGUGCUUCCGCUUGCCGUACGAUAGUCGUGACCCCGGUGUGCUGCCUCCUUGCCGAGCCCCUUGCUAGGCGUCUGGUCUGGUCUCCUGCGUGCAGAAUAGAACUGAAGAGUCUUCUUGGUCUUGCAAUUGGAGAUGUCAGAAACACUUGAGAAAGACAAGAAACUUGGUCAGGAGGAAGAGGAAGUGGAAGAGGAAGAGUAUGUAUUGCUGGAGUUGGGCGAUUGUCUUUACUCAGACUUAUCACCAGGUGCUCCGUUUGUACUCUCUGGAUUGGAUACACUAACGCCUACCUUGAUAGUAGGCAAUGGUCUGAAGAUGAUUGGAGAAUAUGAAGAAACUGUUGGCACAUGUUAUCUAUUCUCUGAAAGUGAAGCUCAACCAAAACCUGCUAGUAAUGAGACGCGGCCUUCUGAAGAAAAUACAGAUAAACCAACCAGCUGCAGUAAGGAAGCUCUGUCAAAGGAGGUGAAUCAUCUUGCAAGCGUUCAAAAGAUCCUCAAAUUCCGGCCAGUCAACGCAGAGCGUCCUCAGCAUUUAGCGUAUCAGCACAAGGACAAGGAAAUCUGAAUAAAAAACCUUUAAUUUAUCUGCCAUUUUGUUCUUCGAUGGCUUCAGUGUACAGUGAGGCAAGUCAGUCAGUUGACCCCUCCAAACUUUUGCUUAGUUCUUGUACUGGAUAAGUGGAUAGCGGCCCCUUGCUUGAUAGAAUCACACUGUUAUAUUGGUUUGUUGGUCUUGUUGUUUCUCUCUAA
Messenger RNA from Sorghum bicolor (sorghum), 1093 nucleotides. RefSeq names its product general transcription factor 3C polypeptide 6. The transcript is spliced from 5 exons. The record is from RefSeq and is a predicted model, not a curated record. Gene Ontology annotation, cellular component: transcription factor TFIIIC complex. Gene Ontology annotation, biological process: transcription by RNA polymerase III. Lineage: Eukaryota; Viridiplantae; Streptophyta; Magnoliopsida; Poales; Poaceae. The coding region runs from base 474 to 908 and encodes 144 amino acids.